This is a messenger RNA of Amborella trichopoda, 938 nucleotides long. Its product is annotated as tropomyosin. Lineage: Eukaryota; Viridiplantae; Streptophyta; Magnoliopsida; Amborellales; Amborellaceae. The record is from RefSeq and is a predicted model, not a curated record.
UUUCGUGUAAUUAUAUGCAAUUAACUAUUGAAUUUUUGGUCAAGCCUGGAGAGAGAGCACAACACAGAGCAGGGAUUUGGUGAGAGAGAGGAGAGAGAGAGAGAGAACAGAUUUAGGGAGCGAGGAGCAUGAAGCCAUGAAAUUUUUGUAGAGAGAGAGGAAAUGGGGGAGAGAGAGGGGCAAGUGGUGGGGAAAGGAUCAGAGAGAUGGAAAGCGGCGCUCGUGAAUGUUGGAGAGAUGAGCGCAACACUCGACUCUCUCCAGAAGCUUUUGCUCACAAAAGCUGUGUAUUUGGAUGAAGAGGCGUUUGCUCAGGCUUCCAUCAAUGCUGACCAAACUCGCACAAUCAAGGCACUUGAACAAAGGGUUGCAACUUUGGAAAAAGAACUUGAUUCUGCUAUCACAGCAGCAGCCCGGGCUCGCUCAGAAAAAAGACUGGCUGAGGCUGGACAGCGAGCUGCGGAGUUACGUGCACAAGAAGUCAUGAGGGAGCUUGAGAACACCAAGGUUUUCAAACUACACAUGGAAGAGUUGAGGUUAAAACAAGAGGAGAUCUCAAAGAGAGACAGUGACAUCAAGGUUUUGGAAGCCAUAAUUCAGACACUUGGUGGCAAGGAAUGCAUGUCUUAGCUUACCCUUGAUUAACACGUCAAUUCACGCUUCCACAGCUUGCAGUCCGUGAGAAUUAUGUUGAAGCCAAGGGCUAAAUUAAUUGAACCACAAGCCAAUUGCCCUUUAGCUGAUGGGUUUAGCGCAAAUUAUGAGAUAAUUGUAUCCGGUUCGUGUUAAUGUGAAAUAAGUAACCUUUUGUGGUCGUAGCUGUGUAUAGGUUUUUUUUUUUUUCUCUUUUGCCUUCUCAUAUAUUCUUUUGUUUUAAAAUCAACAAUGAGUAGAUGUAUGUUAUGUUUUUUAAAUGUAUGAUUUUCAUUAAAUUCACA